Molecule: messenger RNA, 3775 nt
Organism: Balaenoptera ricei (Rice's whale)
Lineage: Eukaryota; Metazoa; Chordata; Mammalia; Artiodactyla; Balaenopteridae
Gene: RASGRF1
Product: Ras protein specific guanine nucleotide releasing factor 1
Exons: 27
Coding region: 1-3774 (1257 amino acids)
Biological process (GO): Ras protein signal transduction; positive regulation of GTPase activity
Cellular component (GO): plasma membrane
Molecular function (GO): guanyl-nucleotide exchange factor activity; protein binding
Source: RefSeq, a predicted model, not a curated record
AUGCAGAAGGGGAUCCGGCUGAACGAUGGCCACGUCGCGUCCCUGGGACUGCUGGCGCGCAAGGACGGCACGCGCAAGGGGUACCUGAGCAAGCGGAGUUCGGACAACACAAAAUGGCAAACCAAGUGGUUCGCGCUGCUGCAGAACCUGCUCUUCUACUUCGAGAGCGACUCGAGCUCGCGGCCCUCGGGGCUCUACCUGCUGGAGGGCUGCGUCUGCGACCGCGCGCCCUCCCCCAAGCCUACGCUCUCGGCCAAGGAGCCGCUGGAGAAACAGCAUUAUUUCACGGUUAACUUCAGCCACGAGAACCAGAAAGCCUUGGAGCUGAGGACAGAGGACGCCAGGGAUUGUGACGAGUGGGUGGCAGCCAUCGCUCACGCCAGCUACCGGACCCUGGCCACGGAGCACGAGGCAUUGAUGCAGAAGUACUUGCACCUGCUGCAGAUCGUGGAGACUGAGAAGACGGUGGCCAAGCAGCUGCGGCAGCAGAUCGAGGAUGGGGAGAUUGAGAUUGAGCGGCUGAAGGCAGAGAUCGCAUCCCUGCUCAAGGACAAUGAGCGCAUCCAGUCCACCCAGACUGUCACCCCCAACGACGAAGACAGUGACAUCAAGAAAAUCAAGAAGGUGCAGAGCUUCCUGCGGGGCUGGCUGUGCCGGCGCAAGUGGAAGACCAUCAUCCAGGACUACAUCCGGUCGCCGCACGCCGACAGCAUGCGGAAGAGGAACCAGGUGGUGUUCAGCAUGCUGGAGGCCGAGGCCGAGUACGUGCAGCAGCUGCACAUCCUUGUCAACAACUUCCUGCGCCCGCUGCGGAUGGCCGCCAGCUCGAAGAAGCCUCCCAUCACGCACGACGAUGUCAGCAGCAUCUUCCUGAACAGUGAGACCAUCAUGUUUUUGCACCAGAUCUUUUACCAAGGCCUGAAGGCCCGCAUCUCCAGCUGGCCCACUCUGGUCCUCGCCGACCUGUUCGACAUCCUGCUGCCCAUGCUCAACAUCUACCAGGAGUUCGUCCGCAACCACCAGUACAGCCUGCAGAUCCUGGCGCACUGCAAGCAGAACCGCGACUUCGACAAGCUGCUGAAGCACUACGAGGCCAAGCCCGACUGCGAGGAGAGGACGCUGGAGACCUUCCUCACCUACCCCAUGUUCCAGAUCCCCAGGUACAUCCUGACGCUGCACGAGCUCCUGGCCCACACCCCUCACGAGCACGUGGAACGCAACAGCCUGGACUAUGCCAAGUCCAAGCUGGAGGAGCUGUCCAGGAUAAUGCACGACGAAGUAAGUGAAACAGAGAACAUCCGGAAAAACCUGGCCAUUGAGCGCAUGAUCAUUGAAGGCUGUGAAAUCCUCCUGGACACCAGCCAGACCUUUGUGAGACAAGGAUCCCUCAUCCAGGUGCCCAUGUCUGAAAAGGGCAAGAUCACCAGGGGGCGCCUGGGGUCUCUGUCCCUAAAGAAAGAGGGCGAGCGACAGUGCUUCCUGUUUUCUAAGCAUCUGAUCAUCUGUACCAGAGGCUCUGGUGGGAAGCUUCACCUGACCAAGAAUGGAGUCAUAUCCCUCAUUGACUGCACUUUAUUGGAGGAGCCAGAAAGCACGGAGGAAGAAGCCAAAGGAUCCGGCCAAGACAUAGACCACUUGGAUUUUAAGAUCGGGGUGGAGCCAAAGGAUUCCCCACCCUUCACAGUCAUCCUUGUGGCCUCAUCCAGACAGGAGAAGGCGGCGUGGACCAGUGACAUCAGCCAGUGUGUGGAUAACAUCCGGUGCAAUGGGCUCAUGAUGAACGCAUUUGAGGAAAAUUCCAAGGUCACUGUGCCGCAGAUGAUCAAGUCCGACGCCUCCUUAUAUUGCGAUGACGUGGACAUUCGCUUCAGCAAAACCAUGAACUCCUGCAAAGUGCUGCAGAUCCGGUAUGCCAGCGUGGAGCGGCUGUUGGAGAGGCUGACGGACCUGCGCUUCCUGAGCAUCGACUUCCUCAACACCUUCCUGCACUCCUAUCGCGUCUUCACCACCGCCGUCGUGGUCCUGGACAAGCUCAUCACCAUCUACAGGAAGCCCAUCAGCGCCAUCCCCGCCAGGUCACUGGAGCUCUUGUUCGCCAGUGGCCAGAACAACAAGCUUCUGUACGGUGACCCCCCCAAGUCGCCACGCGCCACCCGCAAGUUCUCCUCACCCCCGCCCCUGUCCAUCACCAAGACGUCAUCCCCGAGCCGCCGGCGGAAGCUCUCCCUAAACAUCCCCAUCAUCACGGGCGGCAAGGCCCUGGACCUGGCCGCCCUCAGCUGCAACUCCAAUGGCUACACCAGCAUGUACUCGGCCAUGUCGCCCUUCAGCAAGGCCACGCUGGACACCAGCAAGCUCUACGUGUCCAGCAGCUUCGCCAGCAAGAUUCCAGAUGAGGGCGAUAUGAGCGCUGAGAAGCCCGAAGAACUCUCAGCUCCCAGCAAGCAGAGCUCGGAAGUCUGCAUGAGGGAAGAGUCAGAUAACGAUCAAAACCAGAGUGACGAAGGUGACACUGAGACAUCACCAACCAAAUCGCCAACAACACCAAAAUCGGUCAAAAGCAAAAAUUCCUCAGAGUUCCCACUCUUCUCUUAUAAUAAUGGAGUCGUCAUGACCUCCUGUCGCGAGCUGGACGGUAACCGCAGCGCGCUGUCAGCAGCCUCCGCCUUUGCCAUAGCAACUGCAGGCGCCAACGAGGGCACCCCAAACAAGGAGAAGUACCGGAGGAUGUCCUUGGCUAGCGCAGGCUUUCCCCCCGACCAGAGGAACGGAGACAAGGAGUUUGUGAUCCGCAGAGCGGCCACCAAUCGCGUCCUGAAUGUGCUCCGCCACUGGGUCUCCAAGCACUCUCAGGACUUUGAGACCAACGACGAGCUCAAAUGCAAGGUGAUCAGCUUCCUGGAGGAGGUCAUGCACGACCCGGAGCUCCUGACCCAGGAGCGGAAGGCUGCGGCCAACAUCAUCAGGACUCUGACCCAGGACGACCCGGGGGACAGCCAGAUCACGCUGGAGGAGCUCACACAGAUGGCUGAAGGCGUGACGGCCGAGCCCUUUGAAAACCACUCAGCCCUGGAGAUCGCGGAGCAGCUGACCCUGUUGGACCACCUGGUCUUCAAGAAGAUCCCUUAUGAGGAGUUCUUCGGACAAGGAUGGAUGAAACUGGAAAAGAAUGAAAGGACCCCUUAUAUCAUGAAAACCACUAAGCAUUUCAAUGAUAUCAGUAACUUGAUUGCUUCAGAAAUCAUCCGCAAUGAGGACAUCAAUGCGAGGGUGAGCGCCAUCGAGAAGUGGGUGGCCGUGGCUGACAUAUGCCGAUGCUUACACAACUACAAUGCUGUUCUGGAGAUCACCUCAUCCAUGAACCGGAGCGCAAUCUUCCGGCUGAAAAAGACGUGGCUCAAAGUCUCUAAGCAGACAAAAGCUUUGAUUGAUAAGCUCCAAAAGCUUGUGUCGUCAGAGGGCAGAUUUAAGAAUCUGAGAGAAGCUCUGAAAAAUUGUGACCCACCCUGUGUCCCUUACCUGGGGAUGUACCUCACUGACCUGGCCUUCAUCGAAGAGGGGACGCCCAACUACACGGAGGAUGGCCUGGUCAACUUCUCCAAGAUGAGAAUGAUAUCCCAUAUCAUCCGAGAGAUUCGCCAGUUUCAACAAACUGCCUACAAAAUAGAGCACCAAGCAAAGGUAACCCAAUAUUUACUGGACCAAUCUUUUGUAAUGGAUGAAGAAAGUCUCUACAAGUGUUCUCUCCGAAUAGAACCAAAACUCCCCACCUGAA